Molecule: messenger RNA, 1356 nt
Organism: Acaulospora morrowiae
Lineage: Eukaryota; Fungi; Glomeromycota; Glomeromycetes; Diversisporales; Acaulosporaceae
Source: the annotation of a GenBank genome assembly
AUGGUAUUUAUACUGAAGACAACAAAAUCCUCUUUAAAUGGAAUGAUCACAACGUACGACACCGAGACCUCUUUGGCCGUAUUCAAUCACAUAAAGAAAUGUAUCGGUUCACAUGUUUCCAAGCACCCUGCGGUAAAGGAUCCCGGUUCAUCGGAACCUCUUUUUGAGAAAAAUUCGGAAUUCAAGAAACACAAAACUCGAAAAACAUUGAUUUAUUCUACAAGGGUCUUGAAUUUUGUGCAUGAUGUUACGGCGGUCGCUUUGGGAAUAAGAGUGGCGCAUCUUGUCGAUUUCGCAUUUUUAACAUUAGAAGAAACCAGAGAGCUCAUAGCCUCCCUUCGAAGAGACGCACUUCUAUCCACCUUAUUUGCUCUGCAAUUUUCCGAGACCCACACGUUUAUUUGUAAUCGAUACUUGUUUUUCAGCAAAUUGGAUACAGACCUGAGUGAAGACCUUAAAAGUAAUAUAUUUGUAGAUGUUUCCUGUGGCGACAAUGGAAUAUGUGGAGAGCCGAAGAUGACUGACGCACCGCCCUUGCUGUUGAAAGAAUUACUAAAAACACAUAUUCACCAUCUUUUUCUUCAAUUCCAUAAAUCUUCGAGAGAGAGCAAUCCAGAAGCAGUUCUUUAUUUUUCAGAGACACCAUCUUGCAUAAUAGCAUUCGCGGGGUGGAUACUCGAAUAUACUGUGAUUUACGUACUCGAUACACUAUCUGGUGAACGAGAUACCAAAUUUCAUGACACUGUUAACAUUUCCAGUAGUAAAUCACAGCCUACUAAAAAUUGCCUUGGAAAUAAAGAUUUGAGAUUAUAUCGAGUGUUUGCGAAGAGAUUGUUUGGUGGAAAAGUUCAUAGACAUCUACUGUUAAGUUUCAGUUUCCCAUGUAACCUAACGAAAAUAACGCAGGAGGGACAAAAUCAUCAAAAUGUCAUUUAUGACAACUGUUCCAUCGAUGCGUUAAAAUCAAAAUUCAAUUCACGGUUAAGAAAACAAUCAUUUUGGGAUCUUGGAAUCGAUGUAGAGACCAGCGAUUUAGUCAUGUACUUGGAAAACCAGAAACUCCCUCAAGCAUAUUCAUUGACGACAUUAUUAUCCGUUGGUGUCGGUUGUCUUCUAGUGGGUUAUUUCCUCGGAACUAGAAAACAUAAGAAAUCUGCGGCAUUGAAAAUAUAUAGCGAAAACUUGGAAGAAACAAAAUUAGUUCUAGUGGUGAGAACUGAUCUCGGAAUGAGCAAAGGAAAAGUUGCCGCGCAGUUCAUUCAUAAUCCAUUAGAUUUUUCUAUCCCUCUGUUCAGUAAUCUUGUCGAUAAAAGCGUAAUAAAACACUCACAGCUCUUCUUCACUGUCAGCCUUUAG